Molecule: messenger RNA, 1092 nt
Organism: Chanos chanos (milkfish)
Lineage: Eukaryota; Metazoa; Chordata; Actinopteri; Gonorynchiformes; Chanidae
Product: collagen and calcium-binding EGF domain-containing protein 1-like
Exons: 11
Coding region: 1-1092 (363 amino acids)
Molecular function (GO): calcium ion binding
Source: RefSeq, a predicted model, not a curated record
AUGCUGCCCAGUGCAAAGCGUUCUCACACACAUGAGGAGUGUCCAGAGAACAAGAUAGUGACGGUGGAAUAUUCCUGCGUCAGAGCAGGGGGAAAGAACAGCACCUGUCUCAGGAGGAGAUGCUGUGAGGGCUUUAGGUUUGUGAUGGGCCAGUGCAUACCUGAAAGCGUGGACGUGUGUGCCGGCUCGCCGUGUGAACAGCAGUGCACUGACAACUUUGGCCGGGUUGUCUGCACCUGUUACCAAGGCUACCGUUUUGACCGUGAGAGACAUCGUCAGCAUCUGCAGCCGUACUGCCUAGAUGUGGAUGAAUGUAUGGAGUCCAAUGGUACAGUGUGUGAACAUUUCUGUGAGAACACAGCGGGAAGUUUCCGGUGUCACUGUAACAGUGGUUACAUCCUGGCCCCUGACCAGCAUUCUUGUAUACAACCUCACAACCUGAGUUCCUCUGGAAAAUCAGACACUCUGAUGAGUGCUGGCACCUGCUCUCUGAGCUGUCAGGACAUCGUCAGCAUGAGAAACAGUCUACUGCAGCUCAAACUCCGCCUGGCCAACGGACACACACCCACACAGGUGCUGUCUCCUGAGUUAGAUAACAGCAGUGAUAAACCAUUUCCAGAGAGGAUGGGUAAAGGACCAGACAGCCACGCCCACACCCUACCUGGUCCUCCGGGCUCUCCUGGUCCUCCAGGACGCCCUGGCAAACCAGGGGAGAAGGGAGACCCUGGAGCCAAGGGUGCGCCCGGCCCCCCGGGACCCCGGGGAGACAUGGGCCCCAUGGGCCCAGAACCGGACUUGGAACACAUCAAACGGGGCCGCAGAGGACCAGUGGGACCUCCAGGUGCACCAGGGAGAGAUGGCCUAAAGGGAGACAGAGGUCCUCCUGGACCCAGAGGUCCACCGGGACCUCCUGGCUCUUUCGACUUCCUCCUCUUGAUGAUGGCUGAUAUCCGCAACGACAUCAUCGAACUACAGGAGCAAGUGUUUGGGAAGAGGCGGGGUAUUUCUCUGGACCCGCCCCCUCACUCCAGCGGGGAGGCGGAGCUUGGCGACUGGACAUCGGGACAAGGAGAGUUGACUCUAAACACCUGA